CGAAUCCUCUCACACAACAUAAUUAGCCACCACCACUUCACCCAGUGCUCAGCAGCUCUCUGUUCUGUUUCUGUCUGACAACAAGGAGUAGAAAGAAGGAACCAACAAGGCCGGAGGCGAAGACGAACCCAGCUCCAACAGCGCCAUACAUUGUGACAGGUCGCUACGAACAAGGUCGCCGCCGUCGUCGUCGCCAUGGGAGUGCUCUUCUCGUGCCCCGCCGACGACUACGACCCGCUGGACGUGCAGGAGGAAGCGCCGGCGCCGGCGACGUCCUCCGCCGCGGGCGCGGGGGAGCCGGCGCCGGCCAUCCUCAGGGCGUCGCUGAGCUCCGGAAAGCUGCGCAUCGAGGGGUCGCUCAGCUUCAAGCGCGCGCAGGCCGCGCUGCUGCAGGUGGAGACCGAGAUCUCCAUCCGGACCGCCGAUGCCGCCGCGCCGGGGCCGCUGUCCCUGCCCUGCAGGGACAGGGAGAGGGAGGUCACCACCAGGGCGAGGUUCGCCGAGCCGGCGGCGGCCUCGGACAGCCCCAAGCACGAGGCGGCGGCGCUCCGGCUGCAGAAGGUGUACAAGAGCUUCCGCACGCGGCGCCAGCUCGCCGACUGCGCCGUGCUCGUGGAGCAGAGCUGGUGGAAGCUGCUCGACUUCGCGCUGCUCAAGCGCAGCUCCGUCUCCUUCUUCGACAUCGAGAAGCAGGAGACCGCCAUGUCCAAGUGGUCCAGGGCCAGGACGCGCGUCGCCAAGGUUGGCAAGGGGUUGCUCAAGGACGACAACGCUCAGAAGCUUGCCUUGCAGCACUGGCUCGAAGCGAUUGACCCGCGGCACCGGUACGGCCAUAACCUUCACUACUACUAUGAUUGCUGGCUCCACUCCGAAAGCAAGCAGCCUUUCUUCUACUGGCUUGAUGUGGGAGAAGGCAGGGAGAUCAAUCUUGAAGGCAAGUGCUCAAGAUCAAAGCUUCUCAGCCAGUGCAUCAAGUACCUUGGUCCAAAAGAAAGAGAGGACUAUGAAGUUGUAAUCGAGGACGGCAAGUUCUUGUACAAGAAAAGUGGGCGAAUCCUUGACACUUCUUGCGGACCGCGAGACGCAAAGUGGAUCUUUGUUCUUAGCACGUCUAAGAACUUGUAUGUUGGCCAGAAGAAAAAGGGGACAUUUCAACACUCUAGCUUCCUUGCUGGAGGCGCCACUUCUGCUGCUGGGCGAUUGGUUGUUGAGAAUGGAACUCUGAAGGCUAUUUGGCCUCACAGCGGGCACUACCGGCCGACAGAGGAGAACUUCCAAGAGUUCAAGAGCUUCCUCAGGGACAACUUGGUUGAUCUAACCGAUGUUAAGAUGAGCCCAGAUGAGGAGGAUGAGGAGUUCUGGGGCAGCCUCAGGAGAAUCACUUCAGAGAGUGAGAAAACUGGAGACCACACAACGGCUGCGCCUGAAGAAACCGGCCCUUGCCAAGCAAUUCCUGAAGCUGGCAGCACAGAAACCCAGAAAUGCGAACAAGAAACUGCAACGGCGCGGCCAGAACCAUCAGAAGGCGUCGUCGAUCAGGAGGCGGCCGAGGAGCAGCAGGCGCCGGUGCCGCGGGAGAAGAUCCUGCAGCGGAUCAACUCCAAGAAGGAGAUGAAGUCGUACCAGCUGGGCAAGCAGCUGUCGUUCAAGUGGACCACGGGGGCGGGUCCCCGGAUCGGGUGCGUCCGCGACUACCCGUCGGAGCUCCAGCUGCAGGCACUGGAGCAGGUGAACCUCUCGCCGAGGUGCAGCGCCGCUGCCGCCGCCGCCUCCCGGUUCGCAUCGCCGCUUAGGCGAAGCUUCAACCAGCCAGCGACAGCGACAGCGACAAGGGGGUGCGAGGCGUCGUCCACGCCGAGGGAGGCGUUCCGGUCGCCUCUGCAGCACGGCGCACUUGCACUGGCAGCCACAGCUGACUGAGACUCAAGUGCGCAGUUGCAGGCUUGCAGCUGAAAUUUUCCUUGAAGAAUCCUCAGAAAAUUCGAUGGAUGGUGUGGAAAUUUUGAAGAAUCCUCAGACAAUUCGAUGGAUGAAGAUGUGCAUAGUAGGUAGGUAGGGGCCAUGAAAAAAAUAAUGGAACAUACUGCUUGAGUAGUAGAUGUCAUUAGGGCAGGUAGUAGUAUAUACAUAUACUAAUACACAUUGUUCACUGAAGGAUGUGAUACUAGUAGUUAACCACAAAGGUUUUAUGCAAAUUCUUUCAUUCCUUACAUGUAUUUAAAAAAAGCUGUACUGAAGCAAGCAUGGUUUGACAUGUAUUGCGUGGAAUUUUGUACAAGUGUAUGUUGGCAUUAAGUUAUCUAUCAUAUCAGAAAACUCUGAUCUGGAAA
Molecule: messenger RNA, 2330 nt
Organism: Sorghum bicolor (sorghum)
Lineage: Eukaryota; Viridiplantae; Streptophyta; Magnoliopsida; Poales; Poaceae
Product: IQ domain-containing protein IQM2
Exons: 8
Coding region: 196-1920 (574 amino acids)
Source: RefSeq, a predicted model, not a curated record